Oppiella nova is the source of this 567-nucleotide messenger RNA. NCBI's taxonomy places the organism in Eukaryota, Metazoa, Arthropoda, Arachnida, Sarcoptiformes, Oppiidae. The record is from the annotation of a GenBank genome assembly.
AUUAUGGUAUACCAGCAAAGGCUUAGACAACUCAAUGCCAUGGAAUGUGAGACCCAAACGAGUGUUUGAAUUGCAAAGUCAUUGAACAGACAUUUGUUUCAAUUGUCACUUCAAUUGGUCUCACGUUGUAAUCGUCUCUUUGAUUGUCUCACUGUUUGCCACCAAUUAAUCGCAAUGUCUUUGGCGGGAGUGUGUCCGGAGCUACCGAUCGCUGGCUUUUCAUUUGAAAACUAUCAGAGGAAUGAGAUGUUGUGCGCGAAGGGCUUCCCAUUGCCUAAAGUGACCAAAACCGGGACCACAAUCGCGGGCAUUGUCUUCGGCGAUGGCGUGAUCUUAGGCGCGGACACGAGAGCGACGUCCGACACAAUCAUCGCCGACAAGAACUGCGAGAAAAUCCAUUACUUGGCGGCGAAUAUGUAUUGUUGUGGCGCCGGAACCGCUGCCGACACUGAAAUGGUUACGCGAAUGAUAUCAUCGCAGCUGGAGUUGCAUCGACUCAACACCGGAAACACUGUUCCCGUUGUGGCCGCCAAUCGACUCCUCAAACAAUACCUCUUCAGGUCUGAA